AUGAACCUCUUUACAUGUUGCAUAGGUGCUCUCUCGUUGUACGGUGUUCAACUCAAUUUGAAUCCAGUAUCAUUGCCAUAUGGAUGGUCUCAAUGUUACAAUGGCACUUAUGAUGUCUUCCUUAAUACAACUACUCUAACCUCGGUCCUUAAUACGUGUAAUAAGGCCAAGCUCUUGCUUGGUUGUCGUCCGAAAGGCAAUACUAACCUGACUGUGGCUGCCAUGGGACUUCGUGCUGAUGUCUUGUACAAUUGUAGCACAUAUAGUAGUUGCACAAAUGUAGCUAAUGGUGUCGGUUGGUACUACUCCGAUAACUAUUCGUGGGGCUUUGCUAACGAUAACGAUACGGUAGCACGUGGCAGUUGUGAUACAGGAAGUACUAAUGCUGCCUAUAGACUUUGCUGGCAUACAGAUCAGUGGAGUGGAGGCUGGCGCUGUGGUGCAACAACCGGUCUCAAUUUUGACAACACGAUGGAACGGGUCAUUUAUCAUGCUACUUGA
Molecule: messenger RNA, 501 nt
Organism: Rotaria sp. Silwood2
Lineage: Eukaryota; Metazoa; Rotifera; Eurotatoria; Philodinida; Philodinidae
Source: the annotation of a GenBank genome assembly